GGGCCCCGCCGCCAGACCGGCCCGGCAGGAAGCGCGGGGCGGCGGCCGCUGCAGCCCAUGCGUCCGGAGCAGAGAUUUCCAGGCAGCGACUGGGCCGCAGGGAACUUGAAGUGAAAGUCCCUCUUCUGUUGCCGUUGGAUUUGUUUCGGAGGUUGUGGUUACCUCCUCGGUGGUGGCUGCAGCAGUAGCUCUGUGCCAGCAGACGGUGGCUUCCAGGGACUUCUCUCAAGAUUCUACAGGAAUGGUGAUGGGAUCUGCUGUUGCUUGUUUAUCUAGGGAAAUUUCAAUCCGCUUCUGAGAAUAUUCCCUGAAAGAGAUGGAAAAAGGACCAGAAAGUGGAGCUUGUCCCCUUGAUUCUCCAGACAAUUUGUUGGAGUCAAAUCCAGAAAAUAACAGCAGGAAUGAAGGCUCAGUGAGAGAGAAAGACAUGCUUUCCUCUUCUGGAGAACUGGGAAAUGUACAGCUGAAACCCAGCAAAGAAACAUCCAGAAAAAAACUCUGUGGCUAUUUAAAUAAACUGGGAGUCAAGGGGCCAAUCAAGACCUGGAAGUCUCGGUGGUUCUCUUAUGAUGAAAACAAAUGUCAUUUACUAUACUACAGAACUGCACAGGACAUCAACCCCUUGGGGUCUAUUGAUAUCUCCAGCGCCAGCUUUGAUUGCAAAGCAGAAAAUGGGGAAGGAGUUUUUGAGAUCAGAACACGAAGCAGAGCUUUUACUUUGAAGGCAAUCAGCAAACAGGCAAUGAUCUACUGGCUUCAGCAGCUGCAAAUGAGACGCUGGGACUUCUGCAACGCUCAGAGCAGAUUUCCUGUGGGCAGCUCCCAGCUUGUGAAUGAAUCUCUGGCUGGCAGAACAAGUAUUGUUGAAAAUGAAGACUUUUUGCCUCCAGUGAAAACACCAACAGAAGCAGUGGGUUUAAAGGCGGCAUCUUUGCCUGCACCCCAAACAUCUACUGCUUUGCAGAACAUCUCCCUUAAGCACCCUUGGACAGAGAUACAAAACACUGUCUACAAUAUCUGUGGCUCCAAGCAGCUCUGGGGGAACAAUGGGAAUGUCUUUGACUUCAGUGAAUUCCAGGAGCAUCCUGAAAUCCCUGAUAAGGAACAAGAGGCAGAAGUGGAGGCAGGAUGUAGAGUUAAGGAGGGAAUCCUGGAGGAUGGAAGGUUGGAGUCCAGGCUGAACUGGAUUAGGAAGGGCAGGUGGAUGAGCAGUGGCUUCCCAGGCUUGCCUGAAGAAAUGUCCAGGGAGAGGAACCCAAUGGAUAAAGUGAGCGUCCUACAGCAACAGAUCCUGACCCUCACAGAGGAAGUCAAGUCACAGAAGGAGCUGGUCAAACUUCUCCACAAAGCUCUGGAGGCAGCCCAGCAGGAGAAGCGAGUAUCUAGCAUGUAUCUCACUGCAUCAGAAGAUAAGGACAGACUGGAGCUGGUGCGCCACAAAGUGAGACAAAUUGCAGAUCUCACCAGUCGACUGGAAGCUCUUGAGCAAGAAAAGAAGGAGCUGGAGCAGAUACUGUCUCUGAGAGACAGCCACAUUCAGGAACUCAAGGAGCAUGUACAGCUCCUGAUGGAGAAGAACCAUGCCAAACAGGAAGUCAUCAUGGCCUUGACAGACCAGAAGGCCCGAGAGCUCUCUGACCCCCUGCAAGAAGCCAACACUGUCACUGCAGAGACAUUGAAUAAGCAGCAAGAGGAGAUUGAGCACCUGAAGGAUGAUAUUGAUGCUUACAAAACUCAGAACCAGUUCCUCAACUCAGAGAUCCACCAGGUUACUCGACUCUGGACAAGUGUUGCUGAGAAUGAAAAAGCCCUUCUGAUGAAGUGUGCCUGCCUGCAAGCACGAAACUGCCAGAUGGAGAGCAAAUACCUGACAGUCCUGCGGAAGCUGCAGGAGGCUGUUCCUGGUCUACCCAGCACUGAUGCUGAGUUGGUGAGGAACCUUAUCCAGGAAGCACUCCAGUGGGAUGUGAAGAAAGAAGCAGAAGAAGGUUUUAACCUGAACCCUGUAAGUGAAUAUGAUGAGUAUGGGUUUAUGACAGUGCCAGACUACGAAGUUGAGGACUGGAAGCUACUGGCCAAAAUUCAAGCCCUGGAGAUAAAGUCCAACAACCUACGGAGCCAGGAAGUAGUGGACAAGCCUCUCCGUGACAAGUGGAACAGCCUUGGAGAACUGAGUCCCUCUGCAGAGCUGAAGAGCCUGAUCCGAAGCGGCAUUCCCGUGGAGCACCGUCAGUGGGUCUGGAGCUGGAUUGUCAGCCGGCACUGCAGCCACCCCCCUGAGCACUACCAUCGGCUCCUGCGGCAGAGCCAGAGCGCCGAGCACCCUGCCUGCCGGCAGAUCGAGCUUGACUUGCCCCGCACACUGACCAACAAUAAACAUUUUUCCUCUCCCACCUCCCAGCUCAUCCCCAAGCUCCGGAGGGUGUUGCUGGCAUUCUCCUGGCACAAUCCUGCCAUUGGAUACUGCCAGGGACUGAAUAGAUUGGCAGCGGUUGCCCUUUUGGUCCUGGAAGAGGAGGAGAGUGCUUUCUGGUGCCUAGUCCAUAUUGUGGAGAACCUAAUGCCAGCAGACUACUACAGUGACACACUGAUAACAUCACAGGUAGAUCAGAGAGUCUUCAAAGACUUCUUGUCAGAGAAGCUCCCUCGCCUCACGGCUCAUUUUGAGCAGUAUCGGAUUGAUGUCUCACUCAUCACCUUCAAUUGGUUUCUGGUGGCCUUUGUGGACAGCCUGGUCAGUGACAUCCUCCUGCGAGUGUGGGAUGCCUUCCUGUACGAGGGAACUAAGGUAAUUUUCCGCUAUGCUCUUGCAAUUUUUAAAUACAAUGAGGAAGAAAUCCUAAGAAUUCAUGACAGUGUGGAGAUCUACCAGUACCUACGCUUUUUCACAAGAAUGAUCACGGAUGGCAGGAAGCUGAUGAACAUUGCCUUCAAUGACUUAAACCCCUUCCCCAUGAAACUGCUGAGGAACCGGAGGUCAGUGCACAGGGAAGAGCUGGAGGCAGAGAUGCGCAAGCUGGAACAGAUCAAGGCAGCCUAUGUAAAAGAGAGAGCAGAGCAGGGGCCUCAGGACCUGAAGGAGGUUGUUAGUGAAGAGGAAGAAGAGAUGUAACAAAAAAAACAAAGUUCCCCAUCGCUUUCCUCUGGCCUUGCAGGUGGUCUUCAGUAGCAACUGAAGAGACAGAGCAAAGAGUGGAAGGUGGUCAUGCAGGUGUUCUUCUGCCCCAGGGAGUAUGGCUGUAUGUAUAUAACAAUUUGGAGACCGUGCCAGUCUCUGUGGACUGGCAGUGGACUGGAAGAUGUCAAAGGAGCUUUAUUCCCUUCUGUAUUUUUCCCCAUUCAACCCACCCUAACCUGUGCAAUUCAGGUUUACAGCUGGAGUACUGUAGGAAAUGUCAGGUGUUGGUACCAUGACAGAAAUUGAUCUGGUGUAAAAAGGAAGGCAGGGCUUUUCUACCUUUUCUGAUGGAGGCUUGGAAGAGAUCUUUAUGUACAAGUAAAAGCAACAGAAAGAAUUAACCAAGAGCACACCCUCAUUGGUGCCUAAAGCUUCUGAACUGGUCAGGAAAGAAGGCAUAGUGCCUUCAGUGACUAGCCUUCCAGGAAAGCUUGUAUUUAACAUUGUAGUUAAUGAGUCAUGACACUCUCUCCAGAUAAAUGUUGGGCCUGAGGAAGUCCUCAAGCUGGAGAACAUCUUCCUAUGGGAUCCAGGCUGGAACAAGUGAAAUGAAUUGUGCAAGAGCAGAAUUGUCUCUCCAGUUUAUUUUGGUUCCUGUGGAAGCCACUGGGAGAACAGGGUGUGUCUCCUUGCCUGGUUGGGAAAUGCUGGGAGUUAAUGUUCUUUGUUUAGCUUUGAGCAGAGUCAUCUAUGACUUGGCCUGACCCUGGCAGGACUUUGCCUUACAGAGGUUUGCUUCAUAGUGGAGGUCUCAUCUCAACCCCUAUCUGACUGCAGCAGAGACCAGUGUUAUGGGGAUUUUGAGUUCUGAGGACACCUGGAUCUUCUGAUUGUCUCACACUUGGCUAGGAUGAGUGUUUGGCUAUCUCUCACUUCCUCACAGGUAUGCUCCUUAUGUGCCAGGUGUCUAUGUUGAUAUCCCUGUCUCUGACUCUCAUUCAUAAUGGGAGGGAGGAGGUCUUUUCCAUAAGACUUUCCAGUAUUGCGAACAUUCAUGUAAUAUGGCACGCUAGGGAUGAACCUGCAAACCACUUGGACUAGUUCACAAAGAAUGGCUUUGUAGUCUUUAGAGAAAAAAUGCUGCUCUCCUCUGAACAAAGGAUCUGACCUCCAUGGGUCUAGCACACUGCCUCUGAGAAUAUGGCCUUGAAGUCUUCUCCCCAGUCCCCCAGCCUCACACAUGCCUUGGGCGGUAUGCCCUGCGUAUGCAGCUCAGUCCUCCACAGGCCCAGGAUGAGUCAGGUGCAGCUUCUUUUCCCUAACAUGGUACCAGAUCCUGCUGCCCCACUUUCUUGCUGAGCAGUGCUUUAUUCUAGCUGUGCCCACUGUGCUGUUGCUGACAGCAUGCAGCAGACCCCACUAUAAGGUGGGCUCCGCUCUGCAUUUUUAUACUGACCUUGAACCUAAGCCCAUGCAGUGCAUGAGCCUCAUGUAAAGAUCUUGUUGUAUGAUGUCACCAUUGCUUGCAGAGGAAGGGAAAAGAAGAAUUUGGAGCCCAUACUGUUCUCGGGCAGGUGGGUCAUAACCAAGUGGAAAAGUCUCUGUUCACCUGAGACAUGUGGUCUGCCUCAGGUCUGCCUCAGGCACAACUGGACAAAUCAGCCAAUUUCAAAGAAUUACAGAAGUCUGAUCUGGGGGAGAGCUGUGGAGGCCAACCAAGCAGUACUGAAGUAAUCAAAGCGGAAAUGAGGGUUUGAGAAGAGUGAAAAGAUGAGCAAGAGUGAGGUAGAUCCCCUGCAUAUCACUGAUAGCUACACACAUGGAAAGUGUGGGACAAGAAGAGAAUGUAACUGGAGUCUUACUACACUAUCUCAAAAAAAAAAAGUAAUUGCUUUUAUAGUGAUGCCACCUAGCUAGAGAAGUUCAAAAGGCAGAAGAUUGUAUCACUUAUCUAAUUUACUCAUAGUGUUAUGGUUGCACACAAAUGCAGAAUUUUGCUCUUGUUCUGGACUUUUGAAAGGAAUUAUCUUUUAAAUCAAGGCCAUGGAAAUCAGCAGUAUGCUUGCAACUGUAUUUUUCCUGGAGCCUUUUCCAGCAGCUUAAACGUCUUCGAUCCUGCCCCUAUGCUUUUUGACAAAGUCAUUUGAAACAUGCAUUAUCAGACCAAAGCAUAGUUUACAGCAUAUAAAUAAACAUUGGUCUAUGUUGUAUAUAAUGACCCAUUAAAAAAUAAACUUUUCUGGA
Calypte anna (Anna's hummingbird) is the source of this 5362-nucleotide messenger RNA. RefSeq names its product TBC1 domain family member 2 (gene TBC1D2). The record is from RefSeq and is a predicted model, not a curated record. NCBI's taxonomy places the organism in Eukaryota, Metazoa, Chordata, Aves, Apodiformes, Trochilidae. The coding region runs from base 317 to 3112 and encodes 931 amino acids. The transcript is spliced from 15 exons.